Porites lobata is the source of this 648-nucleotide messenger RNA. The record is from the annotation of a GenBank genome assembly. NCBI's taxonomy places the organism in Eukaryota, Metazoa, Cnidaria, Anthozoa, Scleractinia, Poritidae.
AUGAGGCUUGGAUUAUUUGAACUUGAUUUGGCCCAUAGGUUCAGGGUGCAUGUAUCUACAAUUAACAGAAUUUGCAUAUCCUGGAUCAAUUUUCUGUACUUAAAAUUCGGUCACCUCAACAUUUGGCCAGACAGAGAGACAAUAGAUAAAGCAAAGCCCCAGUCUUUCAAGGAUAAGUACCCCAAAACAAGGGUUAUUAUUGAUGGGACAGAAAUCAAAUGUCAAACCCCUUCCUCUUUGGUUCUGCAUAGUGAAACUUUCUCUACGUACAAGAGUCAUACGACAUUUAAAGGUUUGAUUGGCAUUGCACCGAGUGGCCAUAUAACAUUCAUUUCGCAACUUUAUGCUGGGAGCAUUUCAGAUAGAGAGUUAACUGCCAGGUCGGGGCUACUCAGCUUACCUUUUUCCCGUGGUGAUGUAGUAAUGGCUGACAAAGGCUUCACUAUUUCAGAUCUUCUGGAGCCCAUUGGUGUUGGCUUGAAUAUCCCCCCAUUUCUUGGUUUAAGAAGUCAACAGACCCCUUCAGAAGUUAUUGCGACUCAGGAAAUUGCGUCCGAGCGUAUUCACGUGGAAAGAGCGAUAAACAAAGUAAAGAAUUUCCAAAUUUUUAAUCAAGUCAUUCCACUGUCCUUAGCUGGUAGUCUAAAU